AUGGACCCGCUAUUCGCUCACUGCAAACCGUAUAUUAGCUCCAACGAACAUGGAUUCAUGCCGGGUCGCUCUACGGCCACCAAUCUGUGCCUCACCUCUCAAAUCAUCGAGAGCAUGUCGAAGCGCGUUCAAACAGACUUAGAAUUAACGCUUGGCGCUUUUUGGGUACGGGCUGGAGUUUCGUCGUGCGUCGACCGAAGUCGACUAACAGUGUCCCCGGUGGUAUUUUGGACCGCCAUUUCGUCCGAGGACGAUCUACGUGAGUCCGUGCAAUCGUCAAGGCCCGCCCUAAGGGCAGUCAAACGGGACGACGGCGGGUCAAUCCUUUCGCCGCCAUCGCAACGAAGGUACCCACCGCCAUCGUCAAGGUUCACGCCAUCGAGCCGUGACGAACAACAGCAUCGAGUCGACGAAGAAAAACCCUGCGCAGAAGAUGAGGUCGAUUAUGAACUGCGACUUAGGAAAAUGAGACCAGAUAAAAGGGAAAGUUUAGAGGACAAGCGGCGCUUGUUACGGAGACUAGUAAAUGAAGAUAGAAAGCUUAAAGUGUCUUAUGCCCCUAUCGUGAAUAUUAUGGAAGAUAACUUGCGAAUUGAAAAGAAGAUAGCAGAGCUGGAUGAAAUGUUGAAUAAGAAGAUAGAUUACGCGACGGUUUCAAGACUUCGGCAUUAUUUGACCAGGGCUGCUAGGGCAGCGACAACGGAUGAUGUAGAAGUACAGGUGAAAGAGGAUCUUUAUAGUCGUAUUCAGGAAAUAUUUAAAAAGUACAAAAUAAAAAUCAAGAAUCCGGAAAGUGAAUCAGAAGAAGAUCAGGAUAAGACAGAACAGAAAGAUAAAACCGAACAAGAAAGGGAAGAACAGGAGCGGGGAGAGAAGGAGAAUAAGGAUCGCGAAUGGAAAGAACAGGAGCAAAAUGAGAAUGAAAAAAGCGAACCUGGAAAGACAUUAUUAGAGCAAAAACAGAGAGAGAAAGAAGAUCGUGACAUUGAGGAGCAGACAAGAAUAAAUAAAAUGAAGAAGGAGCAAAACAAGGGAGGAAAGGUGAAGAGUCAUGGAAAUAAAUCCGAACUUGAGUUGGAAAGAGAAACCAACGAUGAGAGUAAUGAUGAGAAACUACAAGGAGCGGUACGAAAGGAUAGGCAGAGAUCGAAGCUUUCCGUGAUCGAUAUUGAGGAUCUAGACCAUUUGAUCGAGAUCAACCAUAAAAUUGAUGCCAACGAUCAAUCACUGUACAGGACAGGUCAAGUUUCGAGACCAGAGAUUCACCAUCUGGAGGCAGAAGAGGAUUCUGAUGACUGCUAUUCUGAGGAGGAGGACACACCUGUCUGCGUGAUUCAAAAUAGGCAACAGCAGAAUAAACUGAGAGAGUUGGACCUUACUUGGACUUCCAAUUUAACAGGGGAAACUGUAAUCAACCAUCUGAAAAUCGAAAAAGAUGUACUGCCGGUCGGGAAACAACCAAUAUCAUUUUCGGUUCAUUUCAUGGAGAAGUCUGAAGAAGCGGAGGAACUUGUGAUCAAAUCACGCCCGGAAGAGGACGAUUCAUUAGACGUGCCCACCCUAGAUCUACCAAAAGACCCAGGUAAAUUUAUAGAAAACGUGGAAACUGAGCAUGAACUCUCAGAACCGGACAGGGAAAGGCUAAAACAAGUAUUGAAACGAUUUGCCUGCACGAGCGAGAAUCAAUUAGGAAGGACAACAUUGCUUGAGCACCACAUUGAGUUAGUGGAAGGAACAAAUCUCAAGGAUCUUCCAAUGUAUCGGUACGCACCGAAAAUAUGGGACAAAAUAGAAGCUGAGUUGGAGAGGUGGAAGGAGCUAAAUGUGAUUGAGGAAUGUGUGGCAGAAUACGCUAAUCCAUUGGUCCCAGUAAGGAAAGCCAACGGCAAGAUUAGGGUUUGCCUCGACUCUCGUCGAAUCAACUCAAUCACCAAAAAGGACGCGUAUCCGAUGAGAAACAUGUCAGAGAUUUUUCACCGUUUGAAAAAGGCGAAAUAUUUUAGCGUCAUAGACCUCAAAGACGCCUAUUUUCAAAUUCCCCUCAACGAAAAGUCAAGGGACUACACAGCUUUUAGAACUCCUAAAGGGUUGUUCCGAUUUAAAGUAGUACCGUUUGGGUUGAAGAACGCACCCUUUACCAUGAAUCGCCUCAUGAAUCGUGCCUUUGGGUUCGACUUAGAGCCCAAAGUGUUUACAUAUCUGGACGAUAUUAUUAUAGCAACCGAAACUCUUGAAGAGCAUUUUAGGUUGUUGGAAGAGGUGGCGAAGCGGUUGAGAAACGCUGGUCUAACCAUUUCGGUGGAGAAGACGCUUGGCGCUUUUUGGGUACGGGCUGGAGUUUCGUCGUGCGUCGACCGAAGUCGACUAACAGUGUCCCCGGUGGUAUUUUGGACCGCCAUUUCGUCCGAGGACGAUCUACGUGAGUCCGUGCAAUCGUCAAGGCCCGCCCUAAGGGCAGUCAAACGGGACGACGGCGGGUCAAUCCUUUCGCCGCCAUCGCAACGAAGGUACCCACCGCCAUCGUCAAGGUUCACGCCAUCGAGCCGUGACGAACAACAGCAUCGAGUCGACGAAGAAAAACCCUGCGCAGAAGAUGAGGUCGAUUAUGAACUGCGACUUAGGAAAAUGAGACCAGAUAAAAGGGAAAGUUUAGAGGACAAGCGGCGCUUGUUACGGAGACUAGUAAAUGAAGAUAGAAAGCUUAAAGUGUCUUAUGCCCCUAUCGUGAAUAUUAUGGAAGAUAACUUGCGAAUUGAAAAGAAGAUAGCAGAGCUGGAUGAAAUGUUGAAUAAGAAGAUAGAUUACGCGACGGUUUCAAGACUUCGGCAUUAUUUGACCAGGGCUGCUAGGGCAGCGACAACGGAUGAUGUAGAAGUACAGGUGAAAGAGGAUCUUUAUAGUCGUAUUCAGGAAAUAUUUAAAAAGUACAAAAUAAAAAUCAAGAAUCCGGAAAGUGAAUCAGAAGAAGAUCAGGAUAAGACAGAACAGAAAGAUAAAACCGAACAAGAAAGGGAAGAACAGGAGCGGGGAGAGAAGGAGAAUAAGGAUCGCGAAUGGAAAGAACAGGAGCAAAAUGAGAAUGAAAAAAGCGAACCUGGAAAGACAUUAUUAGAGCAAAAACAGAGAGAGAAAGAAGAUCGUGACAUUGAGGAGCAGACAAGAAUAAAUAAAAUGAAGAAGGAGCAAAACAAGGGAGGAAAGGUGAAGAGUCAUGGAAAUAAAUCCGAACUUGAGUUGGAAAGAGAAACCAACGAUGAGAGUAAUGAUGAGAAACUACAAGGAGCGGUACGAAAGGAUAGGCAGAGAUCGAAGCUUUCCGUGAUCGAUAUUGAGGAUCUAGACCAUUUGAUCGAGAUCAACCAUAAAAUUGAUGCCAACGAUCAAUCACUGUACAGGACAGGUCAAGUUUCGAGACCAGAGAUUCACCAUCUGGAGGCAGAAGAGGAUUCUGAUGACUGCUAUUCUGAGGAGGAGGACACACCUGUCUGCGUGAUUCAAAAUAGGCAACAGUAA
This is a messenger RNA of Aedes albopictus (Asian tiger mosquito), 3513 nucleotides long. Its product is annotated as calponin homology domain-containing protein DDB_G0272472-like. The coding region runs from base 1 to 3513 and encodes 1170 amino acids. Lineage: Eukaryota; Metazoa; Arthropoda; Insecta; Diptera; Culicidae. The transcript is spliced from 10 exons. The record is from RefSeq and is a predicted model, not a curated record.